UAUUGUGAUCUUGUGAUACUGGUAACACUGACUGCCGGUUCCUGAUAAAACUAACCUUAAAUAACUUUAUUUCGGUUAUCAUAACACAUGUACGUUGUUUAUGUUAUAUUAGAAAAAAAUUGUCAAUACUUUCGUUUAUUAUUGGAUUGUUACAUAUUAAUACUUGUAAUAGCGAAGAUCCAUUAUCAAGAACCCCUGCAGGAGGUCAACCAUCGUAUUACAACAGCUUGAUAAAAUAAUUGUUUAAUACUCAGUUGAUUAGCACAAGGUAACGAAAACAGACAUGGCAGCAAAUGGGAAAUUGGCUCUUCUUAGUGUAUCAGACAAAACAGGUCUGUUACCGUUAGCAAAAUGCCUGUCAGACAUUGGACUGUCCCUUGUAAGCACUGGUGGGACUGCCACCGCUCUCCGCAAUGCAGGACUCAAAGUCCUGGAUGUGUCGGACAUCACUGGAGCACCGGAGAUGCUCGGUGGCCGCGUCAAGUCAUUGCACCCGGCUGUACACGCCGGUAUACUAGCUAGACUUACUGAUUCCGACCAAUCCGACUUGAAGCGUCAGAAGUUUGAACUGAUAAGCGUGGUAGUCUGCAACCUAUACCCAUUUGUUGAAACGGUAUCCAAAUCUGGAGUGACAGUGGCAGAUGCAGUUGAGAACAUUGACAUUGGUGGCGUCACACUGUUGCGGGCCGCAGCUAAGAACCAUGACAGAGUGACCGUUGUAUGUGACCCUAGCGAUUAUGAUAGUAUUAUCAAUGAACUGAACAAAAGUAAUAAUCGCCAGACCUCACUUGAUACAAGAAAAAGGUUAGCACUCAAAGCCUUCACUCACACAUCUGAAUAUGAUCUGGCCAUUACUGACUACUUCCGUAAAGAAUACUCCGCUGGACAACAACAGCUGACAUUGAGAUAUGGAAUGAACCCACAUCAGAAACCAGCUCAGGUUUUCACAACCCGUGAUAAACUGCCACUGACCACAUUGAAUGGGUCGCCUGGUUUCAUUAACUUAUGUGACGCCCUCAACGCAUGGCAAUUGGUACGUGAAUUGAAGGAAGCUUUGGGACUGCCCGCGGCUGCUAGCUUCAAACACGUUUCACCAGCGGGUGCAGCUAUAGGAGUCCCCUUGACAGGUGAAGAUGCAAGCGUGUGCUGUGUGAGCGCAUCAGAAGCAAGCACUCUGAGUCCUUUAGCAGCGGCGUACGCGCGCGCACGCGGUGCUGACCGCAUGAGCUCGUUCGGGGACUUUGUGGCGCUUUCGGAUGAGUGCGACGCGUCCACUGCGCGCAUCAUCUCCCGUGAGGUCUCCGACGGGGUCAUCGCCCCUUCCUACGCGCCUGAUGCACUGCUUCUACUCAAGAAGAAGAAGGGGGGUAACUACUGUGUGCUGCAGAUGGAUCCAAAUUACGACCCUACUCUACUGGAACAGAAGACUAUCUUUGGUCUCACGCUGGAGCAAAGGCGCAAUGAUGCUAAAAUCACAUCAGAUUUGUUCAAAAAUAUUGUGACAAAAAACAAAAAUUUGUCAGAAACCGCCGUAAGAGAUUUGAUUGUGGCGACCAUAGCCCUGAAAUAUACGCAAAGUAACUCUGUAUGCUACGCAAGAGACGGGCAGGUGAUCGGCAUCGGCGCCGGGCAGCAGUCGCGCAUCCACUGCACGCGGCUCGCUGGAGGCAAAGCCGCGCUGUGGUGGGCGCGCAGACACCCGCGCGUGCUGGCCGCCGCCGCCGCCGCCCGCGCCGGCACCACGCGCGCCGUGCUCGCCAACGCCGUCGACAACUACGUCAACGGCACCGUAGGCAGCGAUUUACCGUUUGAACAAUGGAACAGUCUUUUCGAGGACAAACCGCCCGCGCUGCUAACACAAGAAGAGCGAGAUGAAUGGACCAAAAAGUUGGACAAGGUCGCGCUAGCUUCAGACGCCUUCUUUCCAUUCCGUGACAAUAUCGAUAGAGCUGUUCAGGUUGGUGUGGAGUACAUCGGCAGUCCAUCAGGAUCUAACAACGACGAGGCAGUUAUUCAAGCAUGUAACGAACACAAUAUAGUGCUAGCGCACACAAAUCUUCGACUUUUCCAUCACUGAAAUAUUUUAUAAAGUUUUCUACUUCACAUUAUUGAUUUAUCUGCAUUAUUUGAAAAGAUCUUUUAUAUGAAUCUGGCAUUUAUGUAUAGUAUCUGUUUUAAUAUCUGCAUAUCUGUUCAUAUCAUAUAAGUUGAUAAGACAUUUUUGUUGUAGCUUUAUGCAUAAUUAUAAUAUGCAAAAAACUACUUAGUGACAAUAAAAAUAAGAGUAAUAUUGUAUUUUAAAACAUUCCAUCGUUUAUAUAAAUAAUUAAUAUUAUUAAUAUAUCAUUUUAUAAUGCAUUAUUAAAUAUUUACACGUAGACUUGCGUGCAUUCGUAGCUGCAUGUCUGUGAUAUACUCAUGUAUAUAUAAUUAAGUUACACCCUAUAUAUUUAUAGAGGUAUUACGAAUGUCGUAUUUGAAAAGGUAAAUUAAGUAAAUACCAAAAUUGUCUCCUGUAAUCGUUAGUUGUGUGAUAUUACAGGAAUCUCAUGUUAAAAUUGAGCCAAAACAGAUAUGAAAUCAAAAGGAUCUUAAAUCAAUCAAAUCUCACGAACGUUUUGAAUUAUACGCAAUUUUAAAAUUAUUUAUAUUAUUUUAUUGCAUUGUUGUAUAUGUAUUGUAAAUUCAUUGUUUUACUAUGAUUUCAUAAUUGGAAUUACAGAAGUUUCUAUUGUUCCUAUUAAAAAAAAAUCUCAUUGUCAUCGCGUUUUACAAAUUAACUCUCUUAGUAAAGUUACUUUUGUAAUAUGAAUCUAAAAUGAAUAUUGUUAACAAUAGUUUAUUGUAAAAACACAUGGAAAUCAAAAGAAUUACUAUUCAAGACCAUGCACUCGUUAAUAAAAGUUAUGUAAUAGCUUAAAAAUUAAAGGUAUGAAUUAUUGACUCCCAAAAAAUAAAAUUAUAGUACAAAUCUGAAAGAAAUCUUUUUUUUUCAAAUGUAUUUACAUAAAUAUGUAGGAAUUAUGGAGUAACAAACAUUAAAUACAGCCGAAUUGAGAACCUCUUUAAUUUUUGGAGUCGUUAAAAAAAGUCUUGAUGCAUAAAAUAGACAUAUAAAAUCUUGAUUAAGGUAGUAAAGUGAAGUGGUAACAAUACUGUGUGUGAUCGCUUUUAUCUACCUACUGAAAAGGGUAGGAUAUCUAAUUAUAAUCUUUGUUGUUAGUUCAUUUAGGGUUAAAUAUGCCACUAUAUUCCAAUAAAUAUUAUAUUGUUACUGUUAAACUAUUGUUGAUAUUGAAUACAAAUAUUGCCUUAUUGUUCAAAUUUUGUUAAAAUAAAUACUGAUAAAUAAGAAAUAUUCAUCUGCUCAAACAAUAUAUUGUUGUUAUUGUAUACAAAUACGAUGUGCCUUAUUGUUAACAUAAAGUAUUUUAUUAUUAUAAUAAAGAUCAAGGUUUUGUAAUCUUUUUUUA
Molecule: messenger RNA, 3473 nt
Organism: Achroia grisella
Lineage: Eukaryota; Metazoa; Arthropoda; Insecta; Lepidoptera; Pyralidae
Product: bifunctional purine biosynthesis protein ATIC
Exons: 11
Coding region: 284-2077 (597 amino acids)
Biological process (GO): 'de novo' IMP biosynthetic process
Cellular component (GO): cytosol
Molecular function (GO): IMP cyclohydrolase activity; phosphoribosylaminoimidazolecarboxamide formyltransferase activity
Source: RefSeq, a predicted model, not a curated record